Molecule: messenger RNA, 9660 nt
Organism: Wyeomyia smithii (pitcher-plant mosquito)
Lineage: Eukaryota; Metazoa; Arthropoda; Insecta; Diptera; Culicidae
Gene: Dscam1
Product: cell adhesion molecule Dscam2
Exons: 24
Coding region: 351-6449 (2032 amino acids)
Biological process (GO): axon guidance; homophilic cell-cell adhesion; dendrite self-avoidance
Cellular component (GO): axon; plasma membrane
Molecular function (GO): cell-cell adhesion mediator activity
Source: RefSeq, a predicted model, not a curated record
GUUCACAGGAAGCACCCCAAUCCGUUUGGGGGUGGCUCGCGGUAGCACCCUUAUCUGUCAGGCAAGGAUAAAAGAAAACGUUUCCUCUCCUCUUGCCGCAGUCGCAGUCGUCCUUUCGACGGGUGCCGCGCAACUUGAUAGUGUGUUCUUUGGCAAGCCUGCUAUCGUGAGUGUGUUUUGCAGAAGAAAACUUGAAUCUAGUGUGUCUCCCCUGUGGCUCGUAAAAAGGAUUUCCAGGCUUAGGCGAGCGAGUAUAUCGUACGUAGGUUUGCCGUGGGUGUAGCUGGUUUGUUAUUCAAUUGGACCAUCCAGAGCGGAGGGAAGUGAAAAGUUACAUAGACCGUUUCGCGAUGACCCUCGGCUGUGCGGCGACAAUGUUCUUGCUAGUGUGUAUAGUUUUGCUAAGUGGCUUCAAUUGCUUAAAUGCGGUUGAAGCGGCCACCAAAGUGGACGACUCGAAGGGGCCGGUUUUCCUGAAAGAACCCACCAACCGGAUCGAUUUUUCCAACUCGACAGGCGCGGUAGUGGAAUGCAGUGCAACUGGAAACCCCCCACCGGAAAUGAUCUGGAUUCGAAGCGACGGCACGGCCGUUGGCGAAGUGCCCGGAUUGCGACAGAUUCUACCGAACGGCAAUCUGGUGUUUCCACCCUUCCGCGCUGAGGAUUACCGCCAGGAUGUGCACGCUCAAGUUUAUGCUUGUAUGGCUAAAAAUCAGUUCGGAUCGGUUAUUUCGCGGGAUGUCAACGUUAGAGCUGUUGUUCAGCAGUACUACGAAUCCGAGGUGAACAACGCUUACGUAAUACGCGGUAAUGCGGCCAUCCUUAAAUGUUCGAUUCCGUCCUUCGUGGCUGAUUUUGUUACUGUUGUGUCCUGGAACGAUGACUCUGGCAGUGUUUAUCAAUAUCUGGGAAACAAUAGUCAUACACAGGACUUCGAAACUGAUGGCAAAUACAUGGUUCUACCAUCGGGCGAGCUGCACAUCCGUGAAGUCGGCCCUGAAGACGGCUACAAAAGUUACCAAUGCCGAACCAAGCACCGACUAACCGGGGAAACUCGGUUAUCAGCCACUAAAGGACGUCUAGUGAUUACAGAACCUGUUGGCUCUAAGCCGCCAACGUUUUCCUCCGAAUCGAAGGGAAGCAUCUUCGAGAAACCGGCCAACAGCAGCUUUGCAUUGCUCUGUCAGGCUCAGGCCUUUCCCGUUCCGAUCAUGAGAUGGUACAAGUACAUCGAAGGAACGACCCGCAAACAGGCGGUGGUGCUAAACGAACGGGUCAAACAGGUCUCGGGAACGCUGAUCAUCAAAGAUGCCGUGGUGGACGAUUCGGGAAAAUACCUGUGCGUUGUGAACAAUUCCGUUGGUGGUGAGAGCGUCGAAACUGUUCUCACGGUGACCGCUCCACUGGCUGCUAAAAUCGAACCCCGCACCCAAACGGUGGACUUCGGACGACCGGCUGUGUUUACGUGCAAAUUUUCCGGAAACCCGAUUAAGACGGUUUCGUGGAUGAAGGAUGGCAAAUCGCUCGGUCACAGCGAUGCUGUGCUGCGGAUAGAAUCCGUCAAGAAGGAAGACAAGGGAAUGUAUCAGUGUUUUAUCCGGAAUGAUCAGGAAAGUGCACAAGCCAGUGCCGAACUGAAGCUGGGAGGACGAUUUGAUCCACCGGUCAUUCGAGAAGCGUUUCCCGAGGAAACUCGACAUCCCGGACCGUCAGUCUUUCUGAAGUGUAUUGCUGGAGGCAAUCCGACACCGGAAAUCUCCUGGGAAUUGGAUGGAAAGAAAAUUACCAACAGCGAAAGGUAUCAGGUCGGUCAAUACGUGACGGUUAAUGGAGACGUGGUGUCGCACUUGAACAUCAGUUCGAUCCAUUCGAACGAUGGUGGUUUGUACAAGUGCAGCGCCAGCAGUAAGGUUGGUGUAGCGGAACAUUCGGCCAAGUUGAACGUGUACGGUCUACCUUACGUACGAACCAUGGAGAAAAAAUCGAUCGUGGCUGGAGAGACGCUGGUCGUUACGUGUCCCGUCGCUGGCUAUCCUAUUGAUUCGAUUGUGUGGGAAAGAGACAACCGUCAGUUACCGAUCAACCGGAAGCAAAAGGUAUUUCCCAAUGGAACAUUGAUCAUCGAGAAUGUGGAAAGAAAUUCGGACCAAGCUACGUAUACCUGCGUUGCUAAGAACUCAGAGGGUUACACUGCCCGGGGGACGCUGGAAGUUGCCGUCAUGGUUCCUCCGAAGAUUUCCCCGUUUGCAUUUGGUGAUGAGUCCCUGAACUACGGCGAUUCGGCCUCGGUGCAGUGCAAUAUUAUUUCCGGCGAUAUGCCCAUUAUGAUCGAAUGGUUCUUCAAUGGGAUUCCCAUUUCGCAAGCGAAUUUUGCCGAUAAUGUAAACAUUGCCGAUUUCGGUAAACGCAUAAAGGCGCUUGCUAUCGAUGGUGUGGAUGCGCGCCACGCAGGAAAUUACACGUGCAAGGCCACCAACCGGGCCAACUCCGCUUACCAUUCUGCCGAGUUGAUAGUGAAUGUUCCACCAAGGUGGAUCCUCGAACCGACCGACAAAGCUUUCGCGCAAGGCUCCAACGCCAAAGUCGAAUGUAAAGCUGACGGUUUCCCGAAGCCAAUGGUUAGCUGGAAAAAGGCAAUCGGUGACACCCCCGGAGAGUACAAGGACCUUCGCUCGAACGACUCUAGCAUUCGCGUUGAAGAAGGAUCACUGUUCAUUAACAACAUUCAGAAAUCGAACGAGGGCUACUACCUGUGCGAAGCAAUCAACGGUAUCGGCUCGGGCCUGAGUGCUGUAAUUUUGAUCACCGUCCAAGCCCCACCGGAAUUCACCGAAAAGCUGCGCAACCAGACUGCUCGACGAGGCGAACCGACAGUGCUGCAGUGCGAGGCAAAGGGCGAAAAACCAAUUGGCAUUUUGUGGAACAUGAACAACAUUCGUCUGGAUCCGAAGUCGGACAACCGAUACACUAUCCGAGAGGAAAUACGCCCUGACGGUGUAAUGUCAAGCCUUUCGAUCAAGCGUACGGAACGCAGCGACUCGGCACUAUUUACUUGCAUGGCCACUAAUGCAUUUGGAAGCGAUGAUUCCAGCAUUAAUAUGAUCAUUCAGGAAGCUCCCGAAAUGCCAUACGCACUGAAAGUUUUAGACAAAUCUGGCCGAACGGUACAACUGAGCUGGGCUAAGCCUUACGGAGGCAAUUCUCCGCUGAAAAGAUACAUCAUCGAGUUCAAGCGUUCGCGCGGUACUUGGGAAAAUGAUGUUGAUCGUGUCAUCGUGCCAGGUCACACCAACGAAGCUCAGGUGCAGAAGUUGAGUCCCGCAACAACAUACAACAUUCGAAUCGUGGCCGAAAAUGAAAUUGGAGUGUCUGAUUCAUCGGAGGUGGUGACGAUCAUUACGGCUGAAGAAGCACCAUCCGGUAAACCGCAGGCCAUCAAAGUCGAACCGAUCAAUCAAACGACCUUACGAGUCAGCUGGAAGGCUCCUCCGAGAGCUGAGUGGAAUGGUGACAUUCUUGGAUACUAUGUUGGAUUCAAGCAAACCUCGCAAAACUCUUCCUAUAUCUACGAAACUGUUAACUACUCACUGGAAGGUGGAGAAGGCAAAGAACAUAGCUUAGAAAUUAAUAAUCUAAAAACGUACACACAAUACUCCAUCGUGAUUCAAGCCUUCAACAAAGUCGGAGCAGGUCCAAUGAGUGAAGAAGAGAAGCAAUACACAGCUGAGGGAACUCCAGACCAGCCGCCAAGUGAUACCAUGUGCACGACUCUGACUUCACAGACAAUCCGCGUAUCAUGGGUGAGUCCCCCUCUCGAUUCGGCCAACGGUGUUAUCAAAGGAUACAAGGUUGUAUACGCCCCGAGUGAACUGUGGAAUGACGAUAAGAACAAAGAUUACAAGAAGACUGCUUCCAGCGAUACUGUUUUGCAUGGACUGAAAAAAUACACCAACUACACAAUGCAGGUUCUAGCGACUACCUCCGGAGGCGAUGGCGUUCGAAGCGCUCCAAUUCACUGCCAAACCGAGCAAGACGUUCCGGAAUCUCCAACUGCGGUAAAGGCACUAGUUAUGUCAGAGGGAUCGAUUUUGGUGUCAUGGUUACCACCGUCGCAACCGAACGGAGUUAUCCUACAGUAUACCGUGUACAUCAAAAAUGGCGAUCAAGAACCCAAGAGUCACAAAGUACCUGCCUAUCAGAUGAGCUAUGAAGCUUCCGGUCUUGAGAAGAGUCUCCAAUAUGACUUCUGGGUUACCGCAAGCACAACCAUUGGCGAGGGUCAGCGAUCAAAAACACUGCAGGCGAAACCUAGCGAUAAAGUUCCCGCAAAAAUUGCCUCGUUCGACGACAGUUUUACUGCAACAUUCAAGGAAGAUGCUAAAUUACCUUGCCUCGCUGUCGGAUCACCCACCCCGGACAUCACAUGGAGAAUAAAGGGACAAGAGUUCGUUUCCACCGAACGUAUACGACAACUGCCCGAAGGAUCCCUUCUGAUCAAAGCCGUAAUCAGACAGGACGCUGGAGACUAUACAUGCACUGCCGAAAAUUCGAUCGCCAAAGACUCCAUCACCCACCGACUCAUUGUUCUUGCACCACCACAAUCUCCCCAACUAACACUCACCGCCACCACGACAGACUCGCUGGCUGUUAAACUAAAACCACACGAAUCGGAUACCGCACCCCUGCAAGGCUACACCCUACACUACAAACCGGAAUUCGGCGAGUGGGAAACCAUCGAUGUGGCACUGGAAGCCCCCAAAUAUACCAUCGAAAAUCUAUAUUGCGGAUCGCGGUACCAAGUUUAUGCUACAGCGUACAACACAAUCGGAGCGGGAGAACCAUCGGACAUUCUAAACACGCGAACAAAGGGUUCCAAGCCACUACUGCCAGAAAAAUCCCGCUUCAUCGAGGUCUCGUCCAACUCGAUAACAUUGCAUCUGCCAGCCUGGAAGGAUGGUGGCUGCCGGAUGUCCCACUUUGUCGUUGAACAUAAGAAAAAGGACCAAGUGGAUUGGAAUCAAAUUUCGAACAACGUAAAACCGGGUGGCAACUUUGUCGUGCUAGAUUUGGAACCCGCAACCUGGUACAAUCUCCGGGUAACCGCCCAUAACAACGCCGGCUUCACCGUGGCCGAGUACGAAUUCGCCACUCUUACCAUCACCGGAGGCACGAUCGCCCCCAAUCUGGGCUCGAUCCAGCCAGGUGUUGUGUACCCGCCCUGGAUCCCCCACUGGAUCGAUCUGAACGUAAUGGUGCCACUGAUAGCGACUAUUAUCGUGGUGGCGGUAGGUGUGCUCGUGAUAUGCGUGGCGAUCUCACGCCGACGAGACGACGAUCCACGCUGUGGCCCGAAGGAUGUCUAUUAUGACGUCGUGUAUAACCAAUCGAUGGGUCCGGCCGGAGCGGCCACCCUGGACAAACGUCGACCGGAUAUUCGGGACGAGCUGGGCUACAUUGCUCCACCAAACAGAAAGCUACCCCCGGUACCUGGAUCCAACUACAAUACGUGCGAUCGUGUCAAGCGGGGAACCGUGAUAAGCCAUAAUCAUUCCAAUAAGUCAAACCACUCAACCUGGGACCCUCGCCGACCUCUUUACGAGGAACUGAAGACCGUGGUACCUCCGCCGCCCAGACGAUGCAACCAUCCACCAGCGUGUUACGGCAUGGAAGAUGAAAUCUGCCCGUACGCCACCUUCCACCUGUUGGGCUUCCGCGAAGAGAUGGAUCCGACCAAGGCGAUGAACUUCCAGACGUUCCCGCAUCAGAACGGCAUGGGCGGCCCAGGGCACAUGGGAACGAUGGGCUCGAACAUGGCGAUGCAGGUGCCGAACCAUGUGCACUCGCGCUCCGGAUCCCAGUCAAUGCCACGCCAGAACCGGUAUGCACGCAAGAACAGCCAGGGAGGACAGAGCAGUAUCUAUACACCGGCACCGGAGUAUGACGACCCAGCUAACUGCGCCGAAGAGGAUCAAUAUAGACGGUAUACUCGCAUUAACGCACAGGGAGGCUCCAUGUACUGCGGACCUGGCCCCGAAUACGACGAUCCAGCUAACUGUGCACCGGAAGAGGAUCAGUAUGGAUCGCAGUACGGUGGAAACUAUGGAACACCGUACGACCACUACGGAUCACGAGGAUCUGUUGGACGACGCAGUGUCGGAUCUCCAGAACCUCCACCACCUCCACCACGAAACCAUGACACCAGCAAUUCGUCUUUCAACGACUCUAAAGAAAGUAACGAAAUUUCGGAGGCCGAAUGUGAUCGCGACAACGGUCCUCGAGGCAAUUAUGGCGAAGAAUCAGCCGAGGCUACCGCCAAAUCCACCGAUGCCCUCAAUGCCGAGGAGACUGAAAAAUUGCUGAAAAGAAACGAAGUCAAACCCAAGUACGCCAAACAAACAGCAGCCCCCGCCGGUACAGGACUCACAGCCUACGAUACUAUGGCAGUGUAAUCUGUAAAUGGUCCCAAGCCCCCCCGGACCGUGACUGGUAGCAGCCAACGAAAGGCCAUCACCGACCAUCAAAAGUAGGCCUCUGCUAGCAACAAACCCCAUGCUUCCAGCUCAUCAAAACCCUCAGCUCCCGAAUCCCGAUCCCUUCUCUCAUCAUCAUUCCUAUACUUGAUCCGCCGAAACUUAUACAGAACAAAAAAUGCAUAUGAUGACUCGCACAACAGUUACGGAACCAUCCGGCGGAGCUCACUGUCACUGUGGCGCAAGCGGCAAAAAUCAAACUUCCGCUGAGUCAUCGAAACGUCCUCAGCAAUCAGUCAGAUCCGAGUCAGAUUGUUCGACUAUUGUACAAUUAUUCUUACAACAAAUAACAUUUACCGAUCGCAUAUGGUUUGAACCAGUGUCUGUCUAUAUACCUAUAAGUGUAAAGUCUUCACAUUGUGUGUAUUUCUAGGUUUUAUUCAUUUUUAACUAUUUUAAUUAUUUGUGAUAGCAGGUUAUAGGUUUACGAGCGAGAAACGACUAAAUCUGAGUCCAGAAUAUGAUUGCACAGGUAUAUUUAACAAAAAAAAAUCACAUUGUAUAUCGAACCAAGAGCAUGAUAAAUCCAAUUAGUCCUGAUCCUACUCAAAUUUUACCGACGGGAAAUAACAGAAAAAAAGUCAUCAUUAGAACAUUAUCAAUCUACAACCUUAACCAAGAACUUCUACCUUUAACCGACAGCUAUAAUAUACAUUUUAGAUUCCUUCGACGAUACAGCACGAUAGCACGAGCCGAUGAGCGGCUGGGUAGUUUGAAGAAAAAAAUAAUAAUAAAAAUAAAAUGUCAACUCAAUCAAAUAUAGCAACAACCAAUCAUCUUAUCAUGUAAUGUAGAACUGCCACCGCACAAGCAUACCAGGCAGCAUAAAUGCAUUAUACAUACACACCACAAACCGCAGCCGGUGCGGUAUGGUAUUAGGCGCGCGAGAAAGAGUGAGAUAGCCCGGGAGCGAGAGAGAGAGAGCAUCUAGGUGUAAGAGUUUAUUAACCACUUAUGCAUGCUGUAACCACCACCAAACCCUGCCACCAGUGGCAGCCAAAAAAAAAUAAAUGUAAUUUCCGCGUCCCCAUUAUACAGCUCGUGAGGUGCAGUAGCUGGGCUGUACCCACAAUUUAACCGAAACUCCGGAACGACGGUGACAUAUUCCAGAACCGUCGGUUGGUUGUAAUCGUGAAAAGAUGGUUGUCUCGGGAUGGAGCCUGAACUUGAAUUGUCACUUUUGAGUUCACCUGCUAACUCUAGUGCCCUGCCUGCUAUGAUGUUUGUGGUUUUAGUGUCCUAAGUUUUGUGUGCUUAUAUUAUUUAAUUUAACACAGGGUCGAAACAAGAGCGGAAAAACCGAGCUUUAAUUUUACUUCCAUGCGAGCAUAUCUUUAGUGAUUAGAAAUAUUUUAGUAGUUUUAGGUUUUUGGGCCCCCAUUCGGGGCUCACCUUUGAACGUUACAAUUAGGAUUCGUUAGGAUAACAGAUGCUGUGAGAACUGAAAAUACCAAAAAUGUAAAACAAACACAAGACAUGAUUGAGAUAGUGAACGACGAUUGCUCAAUUUUCCUACCAAGUGCGUGACGCCUUCCUCCCUUACUCCAUGAAACGAACAAUCAAUUGGGAGGAAUUGAUGUUUGUUAGGCUAAAAAACACACAAAACACAAACGAAUAGAAGACGUGCACACUAGCUGUAGUCAUAGAGGAAAAAGAGCUUUCUGGUAGAAAAGAUUUGUAGUAGAGCAUAACGCCUUGCUUAAUGUUAGAAUUAGUUUUUUAUAUUCUUAUGUUUUUUUUCUUGAUUUCGAAGGUUAUUGACAGUGGAGAAAAGUACAGAAAAUACAGGGUUGGAUAAUAUGACUGACCUCACAUCACAAUUUCACCCGAUGGAAACACGGUGUCCUAGUACCAGCCCUGUACAAAAGAACAUUAACUAGCCAGCUAAAUUUUGGCUUUCCAAAUGCUAAUCGCUGAUACGCUGAAUUUGCGGGGAUUUUUCUAUAGAAACUGUGAACUGUUUGCCAGCAACAAAGUUUUCAGAACUUCAUGCAACUCCUUGGAAAUCGAAAACAAAUGUUUUCCUUUGUCAAAAACAAGAAGAGGUCUUAACAAAUACUCAUGUUUUACUGUCGGGAACAAACAAUCCAUUCAUAUGUUGUCUAUAAGGAGCAAAUAAAAGCUUGGUCUAUGUAAAAAGAACAAAUUUUGGCAAAAUUGAACUCGAUUGUGAGUCAUUCAAAGUUUAGUGCUAAUCAAAUUUUAGCGAUUAGCGAUACUGGAUUUUUUGACUAGCGGUGUCCAACCCGGCUUUUCCCAUCAGGUAUUCAUAUGUAUAUUAGCAAAACACCUUUUUGUUCUAUUUUCCGUGCUCUGACGGUUGUGAAUUGGGUCCAACCUCUUAACGUAAAAAUAAAAAAAAGUAAACUGCCCUCAAUUUGUUCUCUCGCAACUCCACAAUAGCAUGUCCUUCAAACGAAAUUAGCUUAUACGCAUUAUCCAAACCCCGUCUUAGCAACUGUAGGAGCCUAUAGUGAAUUAAACCUGCACUCGCAACUCUCAUCCUGAGACAACCAUCAGAAUCGACCCGCCACUAGAGAGUAGUGACAGAGGGCGGAGCAAAUGAAAAAGCAUUUAUAUAAAUAAUAUUAUCCUUUUUGCUAGGUAUGUUUAUAUAUAUAUAUAACUAAUAACGACUACAAGUUACUGUAAACGAUUAAAAUACUUCCUACUCAAGUAACCCUUAACACGCAUACAAGCAAGACGAAAGGAGAAGAAAAAAAACUCUUGGACUCAGUUAUUACGAAAUAAACUAACACAAGCAUUAAUAAAUCACUUUUGUAAUUUAUUGAAUAAUAGACAAGUAAGAGCAUAGGAACAAAUUUUUAUACUGUGUGAUGAAAUUUUUCGGUACGGCUAAGUUUUCCAAUUUUCCGCUUCUUUGUAAAAAUUUUACUUCUGUACUUUGUACUGUCUGUUGUUUUCAGCCCGAAGAUCUGAUGAAGUAACGUGAUUGAACAAAUUAUUUCGUAAACCAAAAGUAAACUAAAGACUAUCGUGAUGAACAAAAUUAAUGAUGAGUGUAAUAAGCUCUACUAAACAUAGAUGUAUCGCAUUUGGUACUAGCCUAGUAUACCCACAGCAGACAUGACAUACCAGAUUCAAAACGAAAAGCAAAAAAAAAAUAAAA